Messenger RNA from Corvus hawaiiensis (hawaiian crow), 6462 nucleotides. RefSeq names its product PLAG1 like zinc finger 1 (gene PLAGL1). The record is from RefSeq and is a predicted model, not a curated record. Gene Ontology annotation, cellular component: cytoplasm; nucleus. The transcript is spliced from 8 exons. Bases 121 to 2451 code for a protein of 776 amino acids. Lineage: Eukaryota; Metazoa; Chordata; Aves; Passeriformes; Corvidae. Gene Ontology annotation, biological process: cell fate commitment; regulation of transcription by RNA polymerase II. Gene Ontology annotation, molecular function: RNA polymerase II cis-regulatory region sequence-specific DNA binding; histone deacetylase binding; DNA-binding transcription factor activity.
GGGACGGGAGGAGCCGCUGCCGCCGCCGCCGCCGCUGCUGCGCUCCCCGGCCCGGCGCUGGGGGAGCGGGCGGCGCCCGCGGAGCUGGGCCAUGAGGUUUCCUUUGCCUGAUCUGUAAACAUGUCCACAGACCUGCUCUGGUGUGAGGAUUGCGGUAAAAGCCUUAUAGGAGAAUGCAAACUCCACGGGCCACUCAUCAGGGCUAAAGAUAGGGUUAUUCCCAGCCGAGCCCGUCUCACCCUACCUCACUACCUCACUUUGCGAGUGUUGGAGCUGCGAGCUGGAAACCAGCAGAUCCUUGGUGUAUUUGCAAAGAAAGGAAUACAGAAGAGAACACAAUUUGGUCCUUAUGUUGGUCAACUGUCUACAAAACUGACCUGCUAUGAUGAGAGCAGGCUAGUCCUGCAGGUAUUGAAAGAUGGAGGGAAGUACUUUCUGGACACUCCCAAUGAGGACUGUGGAAACUGGAUGAUGUUUGUCCGGCUAGCCCGGAACCAAGAAGAACAGACCCUUGUGGCUUAUCAGCACUGUGGAGAAGUCUACUUCACAACAGUUAAGCCAAUUGAACCCCACACAGAAUUGAAAGUAUGGUAUGCUGCCGAUUACGCCAAAUUUAUGGAAGCUUCUGCAGUCUUCAUUAAAGAAGAAUCAGAUGUGUCUCCUUUGCCUCCAGUAGCAAAAGAGCCCAUAGACCCUUGGAUAUGCUCCAGCUGUGGAAGCACUUUUGCAACUUUUGCUCUGCUGGAAUCUCACCAGUGCAUCCAUAAAGACCGAGUCCUUCCUACGAGGCUCAGACCGCCAAAUAAAUUGGGACCUGUAAAAGCAAAAAACAAACUCAAAGGGAAACUGAGAGGAGCAUCAUUAGGCAAAAGCAUUACUCAAUGCUUUGGGACCAUUUCCUGUUCCUCUGCUGCAAAGUUCAGCUGUGCCAGCUCGGGAAGCACUUGUGAUGCUCUCGUAAGGUUUAUACCUAAAUGGAGGAAUGGUCGGUCUUCACUGCUGAAGGGAAAAGAAGUGAAGCAGCCAGAUAAUUAUCCCUGCCGACUCUGUGGGAAGAUAUUUGAUUCCAUUGACAAGCUCACGGUCCACACUUAUGCGCACAAAGGGGAGCGUCCCUACAAGUGUUCCCAGCACGGAUGCACAAAAGCCUUCAUUUCCAAAUAUAAACUGCUCAGGCAUUCGGCCACUCAUUCUCCACAGAAAUCUCACCAGUGUGGCUACUGUGAAAAGACCUUUCAUAGGAAAGACCACCUAAAGAAUCACCUUCAGACUCAUGACCCUAACAAGAUGGCCUUCAAGUGUGAAGAGUGUGGCAAGAAGUACAACACCAAGCUAGGCUAUAAGAGACACUUGGCUCUUCAUGCUGCCACCAGCGGGGACCUAACCUGUAGGGUGUGUGCCCAAGAGUUUGGAGGUACCGAGGUUCUGUUGGAACACCUCAAAAGUCAUGCAGGGAAACCAACUGGCAACAUGAAGGAAAAGAAACAUAAGUGUGACCACUGCGAGCGUCACUUCUAUACCCGUAAAGACGUGCGACGUCACAUGGUGGUACACACCGGCUGCAAAGACUUCCUGUGCCAGUUCUGUGCCCAGAGGUUUGGGCGGAAGGACCACUUGACACGCCAUACUAGGAAGACCCAUCCACAAGAACUGCUGAAGAGCAGGUUGCAGAAUGGUGACUCAGUGGGUCUCCUUGACCAGCUCUUUUCAUACAGACUGAAGGAAGAUGCCAGUAUGCUGUCCCCUCUUCCUGAAAGGGUCCCUGUGCAGAAUGGAAUUGUGAAUAGUUCAGAAACAGAGGAUUACAACUGUUCACAUGUUCAUUCCCAGCCAAGCUUACAAACUGCUCUUCCUCUUGAGUCUUCUCCUCACUUGCAAAGGAUGGGCUGUGCAGACAAUCUCCCAGCUGUCCCUCCCACACCAUGUUCAGCAGCUGUCCCUACCAACCUGCACCUUCAUCAGCCUAACAAAUAUGACCUUAGUUCUACCUCAUUUGCAGCAGGAUCCCUCAAGAAUCUACCGAUAAAAGUGGAUGUUAAAGGUUACAAUGUGCAUCUUCUCGAGGACCUGCCAUUACCAGAACCUCAGUCUCUCCACAAAAUCAGUAUGGAAGAAGCUUCCUCAGGGCCUGUAGGGGAUACUAACAAGUACCCAGUGCACAAAGAGACAGAGGCAGCAGCUGAAACUGCAAGCCUGCCUUUCAUGGAUCUCACUCAUGUGAUGGGUUUCUGGCAGCUCCCACCAGGUGACAGCCAGAACACUACUGGGGACAUCACAAUGGCGUUUGGCUCAGAAGAACCAUCACACAGGCUGAAUGGCCUCGGCCAACAGCAAGGUCUUCAGCUAGCAACUGGUGGGAUGGCCAUAAACCAGCUGCAUCAUCUUCCUCGCUCCUUUCCAUCCACUACAAAUUCUGUAACAUUGCCUCACUUUCACCAUGCCUUCAAGUAACCAUCACCCUGUGUGGGUCUUUUCCCUUUUUUUUUUAAAGACUGUGCUUCUUACUUAAAUCUGUUAGGACUGGGGUGGUUUUGGUUUGGUUUUGUUUUGAAGAAAAACUGCCCCAGAUGUUUUCAAAGCACAUUAUGAACAUGGUAGUUAAAUUCAGGAUGUUAAUAAACAAGAAGCUCUAUUUUUCAUACUAUUAGUUUUUUAGCAUAUGACAACAGUAGAGCUAACAUACUUCCCUCAGCUCCCUCUAUAUUUUUGUUUCUUGCUUUUCAUGCAAUCAACUGAAUAACUAUCUUCAAUGACAGCAAAGUAUCAUAACAGGCACAAUAAAACUCUGGCUGCUGCAAUAAGAGUAAUACGGUUGGGGUGAAUGGGAAGAGGGGGGAAAUCACAAAGAAAUCAAUUUAAAUAAAUCACAGCAAAAUUGUACACAUGGCAAAUGUAACAAAUGAUUUAUCAACAUCAGAUAGAUUUCUGUUAAGCACUUAAUUAAUGAACUUUAUGAAUCCUUAAUUUAAAUCAGAAUAAUUCCAAGAGUAAAUAUUAUGUCCCUGUUUCGCUUUAUUCAAAUGAAGAUCAUCACUAUUAUGAUUCUGUUAAACUAGAUUUUAUUUUCUGGUGGGCAGUUCAGCUGUGUGCCUCUCCUGCCUUUUUCCUAGGGCUGGAAAUAGCUACCACUUCUGAACGACUGUUAAGAACUGCUGUCUUGGAUACAUGCAGUCCUUGGAAUGGGAAGUGAAUUGUCUCAAAGGUUAGAACAGAACAUUAAUUUUCAUUUCAAGCUGAAUCCGUCAAGACAUCAGACACUGCUCUCUCUCUCACUUUGUCUCUUGUAAAGCACUUGAGCAUUUGCUUAAAUUUAAGCUUAUCUUAUCCCAUUGAGUCAACAGCUUGAUUAAUUUGACAGUUAAUAAAAAAUAAUGCAUUCUACCUAAGGGGCCUUUAUUCACCUUUUGUUGAUAAAAAUGGCCUUCGUUUAGUCUGGGAAAUGAUCAUUGUAACCAUCUGAAAAUGUGAGCUUUCACAGAAAGCCAACCCUGGCCCAGGGGAGCCUGUGCCCAAGCUGUGUGUGGAGCCAGGGGCAGGUCCAUGCACCGAGGGGCUGUAAUGGUGAGCUGACACUGGGCCCUGCUCAAAACCAGGUUCUGAAGCUGCCUUACAAGUGUCGACUGAAAUUAGCGGGUGUGAUAAUGGUUGAGGCCAUUUUACUCAUGGGUGUUCUGCUCAGAAACAUUGGGGCUCCAGCCUUUGUUUCUUGCAGACUAGAACCAUGGACACUUCCAUUUGUUUCCUGGGGUGAAUUGUCCAUGAACAGUUCCAGUGGACAGUGUGUUGGUGGGACAGUCCCAUCACCUGAUGCAUGAAUGAGCAGAAAUUGCCAAAAUAAUUUUUUCCGGUAGAUGAUAUGGUUAAAUAAACAAACUCUUCACAAUUUACUUUGUUGCCUAAUCCAUAGGUAUAAAAAAAUAAUCGUGGUUUUAGGGAAUGUUGCAGUUACUAAUGGAUUCUGUUGCAGCUAAAACAGACACGGAACUUCUGAAUCUGAGUAAAUUCUCAAACCCCUAGAACUACUCUUCCAUUAAAUCCAAAGAGAGUUCAUAGUACCCAAUGAUCAUUACAAGUAUAACAUGAAGCAAGCAUGUUCUCUUCUCCCUCAUUAAUCACAGGAAUAUUUCCAGAGAGCUUCAAAUAAAAAAUAAUUUUUAAAUUAUUGCUGUUUUGCUGUUAUUGAGCUAUGGACCACUGUAGUUGUGUAAUGUCUUUGAAUAUUCUUACAAGUUGAUUGAUACUUGGAUUAAGGAAGGGUUGUCUUGCUGCAGUUCAUGAGAGAAUAUGCUCUGCAGAUACAGUGCUGAGGGGUAUUUUUUAUUAUGAAAAUUUUUGGCAUAAGACAAACCAAAAGGAAUUUUAAGAUCAUUCCUGUAAUGACAACAGCAGGAGAAAGAACAGGUACUGCACAGUCAUGUCCAGUAAGUAGUUAUUUAAAUUACAAGUUCCAGAAUAGGGAAAAGGUUGCAAACAAUGUUAUAUGCACGUUCUACAGCUAGGCUUGUAUUUUUGUCUGGACUUGGAAAGGGGUGUGUGUGUAUAUUCACUUAACUGUAUUUUUCCCCUUGUUUGCACAAAUUAUAUUCACUUGGCUUCAUCCAAGCUUAUGUACUUGUAAGAAAACCCAAAAAACUAAACUACAACAAAAAAAAAACCUUUGCUACAAAAAAAAAUUUGUAGCACUGCCUGUUCAUACGCAUUUUGUCAUUUUGGUUUGUGGUUUUAUAAGAGGUGUCAGUAAUUACUGAAAUACUUGUCCUUGAAUUGAAAUGUGAUGUUAGGAAGCAAACAUUAUGCAAACACUGAGCACGUUCUUUCAGCUGCUCUUUCAGUCCUUGGAGCAGGGUGCCUGAGCUCUGGGCUGCCAAGAGAGGUGCUGCUGCCUGAUCUCAGCCUCUUCUGAAAUAUGGAAAGAUGACAAGCAUUUCUCAGCAAUGCAUAUGUAACUACAGGUUAAAGACAAAGUCUUAUUCAAAUAAAAAAAUAACCACUUUUGAUGCAUUUUAAAGUGCUUAAAAAGCACACAGUGGUGGUGUCUGCAAGUAAAGCACAGAAGCAAACCUUAAGUGUGCAAUACUGCUUAAACCCAUCAGCCCAUCCUAUUUCUUUUUCCAGAUUCUUGACAUCAUAAAUGUAGCAGAAGCUGAUGAUGUCCCCUGACAAAGAAAGGCAGGUUAUUUCAACAAGUUAUGUUUUCAAAAAAAGUUUUGUUUUAAAAUUCUUGCAACUCAAGAGACAUGAGGUACCCCUGUGCCAUCUAAUAGUGGAAGUGGGACUGGACUUUCUGAUCAUGUUUGUUAGGGAGGCCUCUGUGAGCAUUUCUCAGAGGCCAUCCGUAGCUGACAUCUCUCUGGUGGCACUGCCUUUGGCUCAUGCAGGGCUGUGACAGCACCAGUGUGGGGAGGCAGCCCCGCAUCCAGUGGGGGUACAGUGGAGGAAGGCAGCAGCCCAAGCACUGACCAGUCUUCCCUCUCUGGCACAGUCCAUUCCUCCUCCAAAUGUGAGAAGUGGAUGUAACUGCCAUGGAGAAGGUAGGAUAGGCCAUGGCACAGCAGCUAAGAGAUGGGAGAGAAAGAUCUGGGAGAUCUUAGGAUAUUUUACCUCACAUUCAAAUAGAGAUAAAAAUACUCUUUUAAUUGAACUCUGCUUGAAAACCUGUAGAAGCAGAGCAGUAUGUGGCAAAUAAACAACAGAAUUAAUAUAAUCAAAUGAUACUGUAAAAGAACAAAAUCUGGUAAACUUUUGGUCUCAUUAAAAAAUGUAUUCUUUCUAUGAAAGAAGGAAAAAAAAAAAGACAUGUAAACCUGCUGAAAUAAUGUCAAGAAGCUAAAAUUAUACUACAUGGAACAAAAGACUGCAUCCUCUAUGUAAACACAAAUAGUUAUAUUGCUAAGUUCCCAUCCUCUAUCAGAAACCAAGCUCAUUUCUUUUUCCUUCAGUUUUAUUUACCAACUUUUCCUGUUGGAACUUUUCAUUUUCUUAAUCAAUGGGUUGCUGUUAAUUUCAGAGGGCUUUUCAUAGCCAGUCUGAACUGGGAUGGUACAUUCCCUAUAUUAAUGAUAGGUUCCUUUCUAGUGGAAUUUUUAAAAUGCUGUUCUUUAGUACACCUUUCCUGCCCUUAUAUUUUUUGUAUAGUUUUGGAAACUAAGCCGUGAAAUCCUACAUUCUAUACACAGAAAAUAAUGGGGACACACACGCAACAGCAAAUACAGUAACACUUGCUCUGAAUUUGAGGAUUCAUUUAUUUAGUUGUUAAAGAAAGCAACUGUGGUAAUAUUGCACAGUAUGUGGGUUUGGGGUGUUUUCCCUCUUCUUCCUGGAUUCAAAGAAAGGCUGAGCAGCACUGCUUUAAUAUAUUGGGCUCUAGGAGUUACAGUUGCUUCAGUGUCAUCUUUUCUGUAUCCAUCUAAUCACUAUUAGCUAGGGUCUGAGUAGUUUAAUUAAACUCUUUAAAAUAUGGUA